This is a messenger RNA of Punica granatum (pomegranate), 792 nucleotides long. The record is from RefSeq and is a predicted model, not a curated record. Lineage: Eukaryota; Viridiplantae; Streptophyta; Magnoliopsida; Myrtales; Lythraceae.
AUGAUCGGCCUCACGAAACCGACAUUAGGAGCAGCUUAUAUUGAAGGGAUGGACAUCAGAACUGACAUGGAUCGGAUAUAUACGUGUAUGGGAGUGUGCCCACAACACGACCUACACUGGGACAGUCUAACCGGAAGGGAGCACCUUCUCUUCUAUGGACGACUCAAGAACCUCAAAGGUGAUGCCUUAACACAAGCUGUGGAAGAAUCUCUGAAGGAAGUGAAUCUAUUCAAUGGAGGUGUACCUGACAAGCAAGCGGGGCGAUAUAGUGGAAGUAUGAAGCAGAGGCUCAGCGUCGCAAUCUCACUCAUCGGAGAUCCCAAGGUCGUCUACAUGGAUGAACCGAGCACGGGACUAGAUCCUGCUUCCAGACACAGCUUGUGGAAUGCAGUGAAGCGCACAAAGAAAGAUCACCACACAUUCUAUGGAAGAGGCGAAGGCACUGUGCGACUGUUGAAGGCGCGGUACGGGGGAACUAACAUAUUCACCAUGACGACAUCCUCAGCUCUCGAUGAAAAGGUGGAGAACUUGGUGAUGGGUCUAUCCCCCAAUGCUAAGAUGAUCUACAGCAUGUCGGGGACCCAGAAGUUCAAUAUCCCGAAGAACGAGGUAGAAAUAUCGGAUGCGUUUCAAGCAGUUGAGGAUGCCAAGAGAAGGUACCAGGUUACUGCUUGGGGCUUGACGGAUACGACCAUGGAGGACGUCUUCAUUAAUAGUCACGCAAGGGGCUCAAGCCUUCAACUCUUAGAUAAUGCCAUUGUUGGUCGGACUGUAUGCAGGGAUUUGUCUUAA